Messenger RNA from Lycium barbarum (goji berry), 1065 nucleotides. RefSeq lists its product as uncharacterized. NCBI's taxonomy places the organism in Eukaryota, Viridiplantae, Streptophyta, Magnoliopsida, Solanales, Solanaceae. The record is from RefSeq and is a predicted model, not a curated record. The coding region runs from base 1 to 1065 and encodes 354 amino acids. The transcript is spliced from 3 exons.
AUGAUUAUUGCUGGUUUUACUGGCCAAUUAAAAGAUUGGUGGGAUAAUGACUUAACCCAAGAACAGCGUGGUAAUAUUCUGAAUGCUGUAAAAAGGGAGCAAGAAUUUCUCAAGAACCAGUGGUAUAAGGAUGUAUUCCUUUGUCGGGUUAUGGAAUUACCUGAGUGCAAUGAUACUCAUUGGAAAUCCAAAUUUAUAGAUGGAUUACCCGCCCUUUUUGCGGAAAGAGUUAAAAAAGCUCUUAGGAAAGGAGAAGCUAGUAUCAAUUAUGACAAUUAUACUUAUGGAAAGUUAAUAGGCACAUGUAUGCAGGAAGGCUUAGCCUUAUGCAAUGAGAUUAAGCUGAAUCAGCAAAUUAAAAGACAUGGUCUGAAUGAGAGACAACAAUUAGGAGAAUUUUGUGGACAAUUUGAACCAGAAGAUUCUGGUUUUGAGUCUGAUAAUUCGGAGGACUCUUCAUCAAAUGAAGAUCUUAGAGUUCUUGAAAAUGAAAGUUAUACCUCUACCAGUUCAGAUGAAGAAUGUGCACCAUGUCAAAUGGGACAACCAUGUACUAAGGGUAAUAAAGAAGAGGAUGAAUUUUAUAAUCUCUUCUCCCAAUACCAAGAUACCAAUAUCAAUGUUUUAGACGGUAAUAACCUUGUGGAUUUAUUAAAGACCAUUAAAGAUCCAGAGCUUAGAUCUCAAAUUAUUGAUAAGGUGAAUGAAUCACCAAAGAAGCCAAAAAUGCAGAUUGGUAUUCAAAUACAAGAAUCACCAGGUCCAUACACCAUGUCAGAAGUUAAAAAACUUCUUCAACAACGGAGAAAUAUUAUAACUACUCCAGCCACAACCCAAGAUUUGGAAAAAGAGAUUGAUAAUCUCAAACAGGAGAUUUCCACCCUUAAACAGCAUAAUAUGAUUUUAGAUGAGAAAAUUUCUAGAAUCGAGGAUAGGGGGAAACAAUUUAUGGAAAUUCCGGCAGAUAAAAUUGUAGAAGAUACAUCUGUGGAAGGAAGUACCAGUAAAGAAAGAGAAUUUCUGAAAACUCUGGAAUUUAUUACUUCCCAAAAGUUUUUUUUAUAA